AUGUCCGAUCCGCUAUUUUUCGGGCCUGCAUCACAGUCUAGUAGCCUUCCUGGGUAUGGGACCCAUGAAUGGUCAGGGGGUUGGGGUCAAGACGAAUGGGGAUGGAGUGCUCCCCCUCAAUGGGGGAAUAAUGAUGGAUGGUAUACUGGUGGUGGUGGAUGGAACGGUUCUGGGAAGGGAGGAGCGAACGAUGAAUGGUGGCCACAUCCAACACCACCUCCUGCCCCUAGUUGGGGUAAGGGAUACCAUGCCAAGGGAUCAUGGGAAUCUACAGGCUACAAUAGUGGGAGUAAAGGGAAGGGUAAAGGUGGUAAAGGGAAGAGUGGCCGUAGAUGGAGUGGCUCUGAGCAAUGGAACUAUCCUCAAUCUAAGAAGGGCAGGUGGUCCGAUGAACCCCAGAAGAGCGAGUUUUACUGCAUUCCAUGUGGGAAAGAUCUCUUCACCGCCGAUGCUCUCGAUGAGCAUGUUAUCACUUUCCAUGUUACCUGCCCUCACCCUGGCUGUGACUACAGUGCUAGGCCCGAUUUGGUCGCCGCACAUAAGCUCUCUCAUUGUUUGGUCACAACUGUUGAAGGUAAAUCGGAAUCCCUAACAACUUCACAAGCGGAAACUGACGCAUGGCUCGCACGACGGAAGAAGAAUUUUCCAACCAAAGGCCGGAAUGACUCUCCGAAAGGAGCAUUCGAUGCCAAUGAGAUGUGCACACUGGAGAAGGCUAUACGGUCAUCUAUGCGAGAGAAUAGAGAACGGAAGAAGAAAGAACGGGCUGAGCGUGAAGCCAAGUUCGCAGAGCGUCGGAUAUGCACGCAUUUUGCCAAGUUUGGGAAGUGCAAGUAUGAGGGAGCAUGCCACUUCGAGCAUGUUCAACCUAAGAAGGGUGUAUGCCGCUUCUUCCAAGAGAGAGGCUAUUGCCGUCAUGGAGAUAACUGCAAGUUCAAUCAUAUUAAAAAACAAGAGCAGCCCAAGGAGAGUACGCAUGAGCAACUUAUCAGACGACUAAUGCGUGACGACAUAGAACGCUACAACGCCACAGUUCUACAGUGUCUCAGGUUCUUCAUCACUGAAAAUUUCUUUGACGAGAAAUCCGAUACUGCGGUACUCGAUGAGGACGAUUCGGACAGCGGACAAAGCGAUGAUUCUGGUGAUGAUGAUUAUUUCUCUGAGGACGAUAUGUGAUUGUAUUUUUACCAAUAGGACCACUUCCUCAUAACUUAUUGCACUAUGGU
Messenger RNA from Perkinsus marinus ATCC 50983, 1226 nucleotides. RefSeq lists its product as hypothetical. The record is from RefSeq and is a predicted model, not a curated record. NCBI's taxonomy places the organism in Eukaryota, Perkinsozoa, Perkinsida, Perkinsidae. The transcript has 8 exons. Gene Ontology annotation, cellular component: nucleus. Gene Ontology annotation, biological process: box C/D snoRNP assembly. Bases 1 to 1176 code for a protein of 391 amino acids. Gene Ontology annotation, molecular function: metal ion binding; RNA binding.